GCCUCACGUUCACCAGCUCCGCCCUGCGGCCUGCCCCCCCCAUGCGGCGUCCUGUGGUGCCCGUUGCCGGGGGCGGGGUGGGCGCCGUCUUCCCACUCUGCCCCCCCCCCCCCCCCCCGCCACCUUCCGUGACGUGGGGUCUUGAGGCCUGGCGGGACUCCGAGUGGGGAGCAGGGGACGGCGGGCCCGGGGAAUGGGGCGGUGCCGGUAGCCCCGCAGUGGCUGGGAAGCGGAAGGAAGGGGCUCUGUGCGGCCUACCCCCCCUCCUCCCCCCCGCCAUGCCCGUGUGGGGAUGCACCCGCCUCCCGCACGGCUCCCCGCCCCGAUGCGCCGCCCCCUCAGUGGAAGCGGGCCCGGCGGGUCGGGAAGGGUACCCGCUGGCUCUGCGCUGCUCUCGGCAGAGCCCGCUGUAGGGCUGAACGGGCUUCGGGGAAGAAGACGAGUGCGGAAGAAACAUCGGAAACAUGCCGAUUUAUUUUGCACAUUCCAAGUGAGGAGAGAGACAAUGCAAUCAGAGUGUGUUUUCAGAUUGAACUUGCCCAUUGGUUUUACUUGGACUUCUACAUGCAAAACACACCAGGAUUACCUCAGUGUGGGAUAAGAGACUUUGCUAAAGCUGUCUUCAAUCACUGCCCUUUUUUACUGCCUCAAGGUGAAGACGUACAAAAGGUUUUAGAGGAGUGGAAAGAAUACAAAAUGGGAGUGCCAACCUAUGGUGCAAUUAUUCUUGAUGAGACACUUGAAAAUGUUCUUUUGGUUCAGGGCUAUUUAGCAAAGUCUGGUUGGGGAUUUCCAAAAGGGAAAGUAAAUAAAGAAGAGGCUCCUCAUGACUGCGCUGCUAGAGAGGUGUUUGAGGAAACUGGCUUUGACAUAAAAGAUUAUAUCUGCAAAGAAGAAUACAUCGAGCUGCGAAUUAAUGAUCAAUUAGCACGGCUGUACAUCAUUCCAGGAGUUCCCAAGAACACAAAAUUCAACCCCAAAACUAGGAGGGAAAUUCGGAAUAUUGAGUGGUUUUCCAUCGACAAAUUACCAUGCCACAGAAAUGACAUGACCCCGAAGUCCAAGCUGGGUUUGGCACCUAACAAAUUUUUUAUGGCAAUUCCCUUCAUCAGGCCAUUGAGGGAAUGGAUUUCCCGAAGGAAUGGAGAUUCCACAGAUAGUGACAAUGGGUGUUCAUCUACGGGGAGCACAUCCUCUAAGCCCAACUUGGAAAAAGCUAGAUCCAAACUUCGCUGUAGUCAGCAGGUGUUUACAGAUGGCUCUUCAGGAGAGCAGUGUGUGAAGUCAAAACAGCCACAGAAGCCAUAUAAUCAUCCUGAGAUGUCUGAAGCUUUGAAAAUAAAGAGUCAGAGCUUGAGAAGCAAUGGCAGAAAGCAGCAUCAAGACACUUCCACCCAAAAGAAGCGAACAAACGGAGUCCACAGUCAACCAUUUAAGCAAAACCAUACCUUGAAAUGUGAAAAAAAGCUUAAUGUGAGAAGACUUCAAGAAAACUUUGAAACAGAUGCAGCAUAUGAGAUGUGUUGCUCCAGUGAAGACCCACUGCCAGAACAUGUAGAGGGACAUUCUGUGGCAUGCAAUGGCCAUUACAAAUUUGCUUUCUCAUCAAGAGCUUUCUUGAGUUUCAAGUUUGACCAUGAUGCCAUAAUGAAAAGUUUUGACCUCUGACAGCAAAAUUAUUAGGAGCAAAAAUCAGACUUGCCUGUUGCAAUUGAGGGGGUUUCUUAUCCAGCCUUACUCUUUCUCAGGACUUUUUUGUUUUAUUUUGUUUGUUUGUUUUUUAAAUGCAAUGCAGGGACUGACUGACAGUUUGGAAGGGUUUGUUCUCUUUGCAGUAUGGGAGUGGCAUAGUCAAGUGUUGCACUUUAAAUGCAGUAUAGCCUUUGUCCACAAAAGUACAAAGUACCUUUCCAGUGUUCAGUUCACUCGUUCCUAGCUGUGCGUUAGAGGGCAUUCUCUUAUCUUUGGUUGUUUGUUUUUUUUUUUUUAACUUGCUGUGUGUUUUAUAGAAUGUCAUUGACUUUUAACUGUUGGCGUAUACCAGCUUGCUAAACUUUUUACUGCUCUGAUGUAAAUUAUUGGAUUUGUUAGUCAUUAUUGUGUAGUACAUUGCAAUAUUAUGGCAGUGGCAAUGAAACUGAUUCUCAGAGGACUCCUCUGUCUUAGUGAUUUUGAAACCAAGUUGCACAUUUCGAACAGCCUCAGCCUGUCAUCCUUUCUCUGUCCUGGUUGCUUGCCCAAAGUACCUUCCCUCCUUCACACUGAUAAUUUCUGUUGGCUGGCUAUCAGUAGAACUUGGAGUCAAAUCUAUAGCAUGUUGACUUCUUGUACCUACUCUGCCUCUGUCUUCAGUAAGGAUACAUAAACUGGGUAGAACUUACCCAUUCAAAGUGUCUAGCUUCAACUCUUAUGCAUUGUCCCCAGCUGGGUAAGAAGGAGUUGCAAAGUUUUGUGUCAGCCCAGUUGCAGCUGCUUUCAAAAAAGAAAAGCUUAAACUUUGUUUGUGAGAGGUUACUUGUAUAGAAUUUAUACUGAAUGUAAAUAAGCCUCUGUAGAUCUUGCUGAGGAGGAAGGCAGGUGCAUGGAUAAUAGAGUCAUUGUGUGACACUAAACGGCUUAAUCGGGCUUGCAAUAACUAUUCUAAGGGUGUCCAGUAUUGUAUUCUGUGCUGUUGUUCUCAGAUCUCUUGUGUAGUGUAUGCUCUGUAUAUAUCCAGUAGUAUUGAAUUGCACUUGCAGUUAGCAUUUAAAUAAUGUAGCCUCAGUCGUUUUCAGCUACAACACUUUCUUAGUGAAAAUAUCAAAGAUGGGCGGGGGGGGACACACACACCAAAAAACUAGUAAGAGUUGAGGUGACAAACUGUUAAAUCACCCUCAUGAUUAAAGUUAAGGGGUUCUGAACAUGUGCUUUGCAAUUGAGAGAAAUGCACUGAAAUAAUUUGUCAUAGCAGCUUGUGGUAGCAAGCAUAUUGUCCCAGAUUUAAAAAUAGACUUUUCUCUAAAAUAAAGGUAAUUGGUAACUUCAUAGGUUGAAUGAACUACGCCCUUUUCUCAUCACAGUGUAUGCUCAUGCACUGAGUCUUUAUGCAACUCAUGUGUCAUCCAAAACCAAAAUCCUGGUCUUCCUUCAACCACCCUACUUCAUCUACCCUACCUGAUCUGUUACCUAGUGCUUUUCCUCAGAAGUAGUUUUAGAACUAUCUCCUGGUUUAUUUACCUGCCUGGCACCAGGUGAUUUGUGGUUCUAAUGCUGUAAUAAUCUUGGUGAUAGGAAUGCUGGACUUCUGCAUCAGUCAACAAGAGAAGAUGACUGCAGCAUUUCCUCCUUCUGGAAGACAAGAGUCCUGAGGGCCUUGUCCUUCAAGACCAAAUUGUGAAAUAGCUCAAUCUAGCUUUGUCUCACUUUGUUGGUUUUUUUUGUUUUUUUUUGUUUUUUUUUUUUAAAAAAAGUAUACAAAGGCCAUUCAAAACAAUACAUGUUGAAGAACAGUAAUUGAGAAGGUGGGAUAAUGCUGGAGGAGGUUAUGUUAUUCAGCUUCAGGUGAUAACUAAUCUUUAGUUACUUCUUUAGUGCAAGUAGUUGAUUUCCCAGCAAAAGUGCCUUUACUCAUGGUGAGGCAGAAGUUUGUAUUCAUAUCCUGAGGCUGCUGCUGCCUGUGGAGUUAACAGGACUCUCCUAAGGCAUGAUUAAGUAUCAGGCUGUGGAAAUCUUUAAUAAGUUGAUUUUUCAGAUAAAUUACAGUUAUAUUUCAGCUAGUUCUUUGUGAAAUAAGGGGGAUAAUGAUGAAGCAGUGAACUUGGAGCUUCUGCCAACUGUUUGGGAAAUCAUGUCCUAGGCAGAGGGAAAUCUUUAGGAUGAAGCAAGUGUGUCCUAUGAAUAGGAGUUGCUUGCUGCCCUCUGUACUCACUGGGUCAUUUUUUUCUUCUUAGUGAAUGGUUGGUCUUAGGAGAAAUGAGUUGCUUCAUUAAGCAACCCAAAGUGGGGCUUAUACAUAUGUCAUGAUUUUAGUAAAUCUAGCCUUAAUGUGAGUUGCAAAUAAAUGUGAUAAAUAUGCAAUAACUUACUUAUUUGUAUAAGGGUACUGUUUCUUGUAGUAGCGUUGCUUUCUGCUUUCUCAGUUAAGGUUUCUAAAACAAUGUAAGUGUGGUGGCAUGUGAUCUACCUUAUGGGUUCUGUCAUGCCAUGCACUGUGAACAUUUUUAAUUGUUUACUAUUGUUUAUGUUCUUAUUUCACCAUCCUUUUAUAAUUAAGUAUAUUUUUAAGUUUAGAAGUACAGUUUACAUUAUGUUCUGUAAAACAGUGAAGAAAUAACAAGUGAGAUAUAGAUUUUAGUUCUCUGAGGUUUCAUUUUGUCGGAGCUAGACACAAAGAAACAAGUAACUGCAUGUCAGAAUUGAGAGCUGGUGUCAAGAUACUUGAAAAAAAAACAUGGCUCAAUUUGAGAAUGCUUGCUUGUAAGGGGUUAAUCACAUUAUGAACGGUCAUUCAUUGUUCUUGAAAUUAAAGAACUUGUGGAAUAAACAAACAUUUAACAAAAAAAACUACAAAUGCGUGGGUGCUGGGAAUCUAGUACUAGUUUGCAGUUUCUAGUACGACACAAACUCCCUGCUUUAGUGUGAGAUUUUAGCAGCAUCUCUGCUUCACAGAAUGCUCUAAACGUUGAACUCAGACUGAAGAGUGAUCUGCCUAAUUGAACGACAUAUGUCCUGUGCUGAAAUCCUGUUAACUUCAGCUCCUCAAUGUACCUGCAUGUGUUUGAAAGUAGCUGUGUCUUACAUAGUUUGAAGUCUGGAAGCAGUGGUACUGGGAAGAAGAGGGGAAAUAGCUUUAUUUAUUGCACAAUCAAAGUAUUUUUUUAAUACAAUAUAAAUUCUUUAGACCAAACUUGCAUAAAUAGUUUCUAAUAAAAUGUUGGGCCUAGUCACUGUUCCAGGCUUCUGUGCUGUGCUCCAGCCUUCCUGAUUUAAUUCGGUGAUUUGAGAACAAUUCUUGCUGUGUUUUUCCUUCACUUAGCUGUGGCUGUUAUAAACGUAACAGUUCCUUUCAAAAACAAGGCAGGCUUUGGGUCUGGCUGUUCCUAACAGACUUGCUCUCAGAUUGUAAUUUCAGAUACAAAAUUAUUUUUUCCAACUUUUAGUUACUGUAGUAGAGUUGCUUUUGUUGGUUUGCAGUUUAUUGUCAUUCUGGUGUGAAGAGCAAGAGUCUACAGUAAGAAUCCAAGCUCUAAUAUCCUGUGGUGCAAGACAGCACUGCUGCUCCAUAGGUGACUGGCUGUCCAGUUGUUGGGUCAGUGGGCUGUUUAAUCCUCAGAUACCUGUUUUUAUAUAAGUUCUGAGCAACAGAGGUUUUUUUCAGAGGUAAAGUCAGGUGCCUUCAUCUUUUAAAUUAGGAGGCUAUACUCUAUAAAUGUGUUCCGAAGCUCAAAAUUAUUGAGAACUGAUAGAAUAGCCUCUCUUGUUGAUUUAAAAUCUGUUUAUUUACAGAAAAUAAGUCAUGCACUGUAAAUGUUAAAUAAUCUGGUGCUUAUACAUGACAUCAUUCUUUCAGAUUGCUUUUGUUAUUACAAUAUUUCAGUUUUUGAAGCAACCAAAAUGAUUUAAGAUACGGUAAAUUUCUACAAGCUAACUGAAGGUGCUUUUACAGAAAAUUAGGCUUGGAAAUGUCACUACUCUUGCAUAAUAGGUUUUUGUUCUUAUGCAUUUAUAGCAAUAGUGUAGUUCGAGAAUGAAAGUAGGCUAAAUGCUAGUAUUUGCACUGUUCUUAAUCCUGUACAUAAGCACUGAUCGAUGCAGUAGGAUUUUUGCUGUGUGUGCAUUUCACUGUUUCAAGUAGAUUGUGAACUUAAAAGGAAGACAACAUACGUAGCAAUUAUGUUUGCCAUAUUCAAGAUCAUGCAAGAGGAAGUAUUCUGGAUUAGUAGUAGUACACUAAAAUUAAAUGCUUGGAUUUUAACUUGUCUUUUCAUUGAAAAUGUUAGGUUAAGCUAGACUUGUAGAUUCAGCUUUACAGCAGCCCUUCUCUUUAACUUGUUCUCAGCUCUGGGAUACUUCUGGGAAGGAAGUAAAAGUGUCUUCAGUUCCUCCUUCAAUACUUGCAGGAGAAAAGAAGGCUUGCUUUUAAGUAAUUAUCAAAAUUUCACAGGGUACAGAAUGUUUAAAUUGGAAUAGGUCCACUAUGAAAUUUACUGAAAACACUAUUUUGCCAGUGCUAAUCACUUCUAUUGUUGAUCAAGAGAAAUAGCUUCUAGUUUUCAUUAUGGGUUACAGUUCAGUGCCUUUAAGAAAAUGAUUACAGCUCAUGCAGCGUUAAUCACUUUAAAACAAGGCAUUCAUAGCUUUUUAAGAAUAUAGAUCCUGCAAACUCAAUUCUCUACAACACGCUUCGCACUGUGAGAAAAACUUUGCAAAUUUUUUAAAGCAUGUUUGAGCAAAAUUGCUGAACUAAGGAGAUGAACCACUUGUAUCUUAGUGGUUGGGUAUAUAUUUUUGUUAUGCAGGAAAAGUAUGCAAAACUGCAUGAUUAAGAGCUCUCAGCAAAUACUUCUCAAGCCUAUACUUAAAACAGGAUACUUAAGUAACUUUACUAUGUCUGCAUGGCACUGCAGUAUGUGGAAGCUGCUCUUCAGCCCUGAGGAGCAUUUAGCUGGGUUUGCAAGGCACUUUAACAUUAGAAAGCAAAACGGACUCCCCAUAAGAAGGUGGGGUUUUGUUCAUUAAUUUUGGCAUAAUGCUAGAUUGCUGGAUGUGUUCCAGGACCCAGGCUGACUCAAGUAUUUCUGCCCAAAGAUAACACUUUUCUGUGCAGCAUUGCAUGCCUCACAGAAAAUAGGGAGCCAGUGUUCUAUUAUAUGGCUCAUUGCAUGAAGGGUUAUGUCUUCCUCCUGUUUGUUUAAAGCUUAAGAACUUGAUCUGUUUUCUUCACUGGUAUGUAAGUGGCAUAUCGGUGCUAUUUAAGUAGAAAGUACGUACAGCUAAUAGGGUUAAAACCAUGUAAAGUUACAGAUUUUAUUCAAUUUCCAUUAUGUUAUCUUGAAGAAAGUUUGCAUUAGUCAACUCAUCAAUUUUAGUAAAUAAAAUCUGUAACUACCUGUAACAUCCGUUGUACUGAUAGUUGUGAUUUUAUUUAUUAUUCACCGAUUCAGAAACUGAAGCACACCAUUUAAGAGGCUAAGACUAAACCGACAUUUUCUUCUAUACUGUAAUUUUUCUCUGCAAAAUUAAAUGACUUUAUACAUAAACUUACUGAAGUACUGAAGUAUGAAUAUAAGCAUUGCUGAUCAGUGUGAACUGUAAAGCCUGUGCUGCUGGUACAGGCUAUUCUUUCAUUGUAGAAUGUUUAAAUGUUGCCUUAAGCCAUUCAGUAGCACUGAUUAUAUAUAGUGUCAGGAAAAGAAGUAUUAUUUAGAGUCAGUUUUAAAGGUGGACAAGGGGUGCAUCGAACACAAUCGAAAGCAAAAAAAACCACACCUUUUUAAAAGGUUAUUAGAUGUACUGGAGAAAGGAAGUAUGUGAACUGCAAUCAGUG
Chroicocephalus ridibundus (black-headed gull) is the source of this 7525-nucleotide messenger RNA. RefSeq names its product decapping mRNA 2 (gene DCP2). Gene Ontology annotation, cellular component: P-body; cytoplasm. The record is from RefSeq and is a predicted model, not a curated record. Lineage: Eukaryota; Metazoa; Chordata; Aves; Charadriiformes; Laridae. Gene Ontology annotation, biological process: deadenylation-dependent decapping of nuclear-transcribed mRNA; nuclear-transcribed mRNA catabolic process, nonsense-mediated decay. Bases 565 to 1668 code for a protein of 367 amino acids. The transcript has 11 exons. Gene Ontology annotation, molecular function: manganese ion binding; RNA binding; 5'-(N(7)-methylguanosine 5'-triphospho)-[mRNA] hydrolase activity.